AUGGCUACAGGUGCCAAUGCCAAGAAACUUACCAGUAUCUUCUUGGGUCUCCUUGACUUACCCUUGGCCUCCAACACCAUAGUAACAAGGGGAAUAGCUGGGAUUGGAAAAUCAGUCCUUGUACAAAAACUCAUGUACGACUGGGCUACAGGUGUUGCAUUGCAGGACUACGAUUUCAUCUUCAUGUUUUCCUUCUAUCAGCUGAGCUUAUUGUCCGAGGAGGGAAUGAAAAUUACUCUACCUGAACUUGUCAAACAAUAUUGCGGUCAAGAGGAAAGCUGUGAGAGCAUUUUGACAAAUGAAUCAAUCCGAUCCAUGUUUAUCUUCGACGGGAUGUCAGACGGUGAACUCAACCUAGACUUUAACAAAUACAUAAUGUGUCGGGAUGUGAACACACCUGUCACAUUCACCACUCUGCUCACCAAUCUCAUCAAAGGGGAACUUGUUCCUUCGGCUACCAUUUGGAUAACCACCCGGCCCGGAACUCGAAACAAAAUUCCUCGUUUACACAUAACCAGGACAACUGAAAUCAUAGGCUUCCAAGACCAGGAAAAGGAGAAGUACUUCCGCAUGCGAUGCAAAGAGGAUGGCCUGGCAGAAAAAAUGAUUCAGGUUGUGAAGAAGCAGAGGAGCUUGUUCGUCAUGUGCACGGUCCCCGCCUUCUGCUCUACUCUGUUUUCUGUCCUGAAAGCUGUGUUAAACUCAGCAGGAGUGGAUGACGUACCCCAAACGUUAACAGAAGUUUACUCCAAAUUUCUGGUUCAUCUGAUUAUAUACCAGCAGGAAAAAAUGAAAGUUGCAGCAGAUGAUGUCCCGGCUCAGACCCUGCAGAAGAAGCAAGACUCAAUCAUUGCACUGGGGAAGCUGGCUUUUGAAAAGAGCUCCAAAGAUGUUAACCAGACAUUCAAUGAGGAAGACUUCACACGGAACAAUAUUGACCUCGCGUUCAUUUGUGGCGGCCUUUGCAAAGAGAUUAAAAUGGAUGAAGGGAAACCCACUUAUGCUUUUGUUCAUUUGGCAUUCCAGGAAUACUUUGCAGCCUUGUAUGUUUUCCUUGCUUUUUACAAUCAGAAAAAGAAUCCCUUUGGAAAAACUAAAGAUAAGAAAGGAUGCCAGGAAUUUUUUCUUAGGUUCCUUUGUGGACUGGGGACGAAAAAAAAUCACGAAAUAUUAAAAGGUCUUUUGGCGGAUGACAAGCCCAAAGAUGACCCCAAGAAAAUCGUUGUAGUCUUGAAAAAGAUCUUGCAGACAAAUAUUCCUCCCAAGCAAACCAUCAAUAUUUUCCACUGCCUAAACGAAUUAGAUGACACCUCUGCCCUCGAGGACACAAAAGCUGCCUUCAAGUCUGGAACCUUUACAUCGGGCACUCUCUCACCAGCGCAAUGCUCAGCGAGGUUGUGUGGAAAAGCGAGGUUUGAUGACUUACCUCCAUUGCAGAAGAGCCAGGAAUAUAGAAUCGGGGGUAAUAAAUUAACUUCCAGCUGCUCUAAUGAUUUGACCUCCAUGAUUACAGAAAACAAGACUCUGGUAGAACUGGACUUGAGUAAUAAUAGGAUAGGUGAGGAAGGACUGAAUCAACUCUGUGAGACACUGAAGAAUGAGGAUUGUAAAUUACAGAAGCUUGGUUUGGCAAAGAAUUCAUUCACAGUACAAAGCUGCACAGAACUCAUCUCAUCUCUGAAAGAAAACCAAAGCCUGAAAGAACUGGAUCUUAGCUUCAACAACUUAGAAAUUAAUGGAAUUAAUUCACUGUGUGAGGUUUUGAGUGGAACAAGCUGCCAAAUUAAUUCACUAAAGGUGAUGAACACCAAAUUAACAAAUGUUUGUUGUGAGACACUUUCUUCUGUGUUAAAAGCUAACCAGACAUUGACGGAGCUGGACCUGAGCAUGAAUGAACUGGGAGAUGAUGGACUUAAUAAGCUUUUCUCCAAUUGUAGUGCUUCAAACUGUAAAUUACAGAAGCUGGGACGAAUAACAAAGUUGCUGAUCCGGAAUCUGAUGGCGUGGGACAUCCAGUAUCGAUACCUCCUGCUCAACGAUAGCAGCGAGAAGAGGGCAUGGCCUGAACAGUGGAGAUCCUUGAUUAUAGAUGCCACCUUAUUGAUGCAACGCCUCAUGUAA
Molecule: messenger RNA, 2121 nt
Organism: Amblyraja radiata (thorny skate)
Lineage: Eukaryota; Metazoa; Chordata; Chondrichthyes; Rajiformes; Rajidae
Product: NACHT, LRR and PYD domains-containing protein 3-like
Exons: 10
Coding region: 1-2121 (706 amino acids)
Molecular function (GO): protein binding
Source: RefSeq, a predicted model, not a curated record